CCAGGGCCAUGACUCCAUGACCCUCAUCCAGUGGCCGGGUCUGUUCGACUCACGGGAGAACCUGGCAGAGUCCAAGGAAGCCCAGGGCCAAGGGCAAGCUCCAGGUGAAGCAGCCAGCGUUGCAGCCAAUGCAGCCAGCCUUGCAGAUAGCCUGGACAUGGAGCCUGAUGGCACCUGGGGCCACUGGAAUGAGGUGGAUAGCCCUGCCAUCCAGAUCCCGGCACAGCCGCGCAUCCCGCUGCCCUUGGAACAGGAGGUGCCCAACGAAAUGGUGGAGAUGGUUCGGUCCUCCAGCAGCGGGACUCGAUCAGGUCCACGGUCCCUCUGGCCGCGCGAUGGAGGACAUCCCCUGGAGCUCUUGGUCACGCGCCCUGCGGGCAGCGCCAAGGCGCGCUCCGAGCGGCCAGAGGCGGAGGCUUCCACGCAGGCUGGAGCUGGUACGAACGCUCUCUUGGAGCGGUGCAGAAAGGCAGAACAGGAAGUGGAAGUGUUGAGAAGAGAAAUGCAAAGCAUGGAGCAGCAGUUGUCAGAGUACAAACAGCAGUUGCACCAAGCUCAGGAGGCUGCGCAAGCCCAAAGUGACCAGCGCAAGCAUGCCGAGCAAGAAGUGCAGAUGUUGAGACGAGAACGAGACAGCAUUGAGCAGCAGCUGUCACAGUACAAAGAGCAGUUGCAGGAGGAUGCCCCCAGACAUUCUGAGCGCUUCGAGAAUGCCGAGCAAGAACUUCGAAUGUUGCGGCAGCAGCACCAAAGCAUGGAGCAGCAGCUCUCCUUGUCCAAGCAACAGCUCCAGCAUGCAAAGGAUGAGAACCAGCAGCAGCUGCUGGAACUGGAGCAUCAGCUCGCAGAGGCCGCAACGAAGCUGGAAGAUGUUGAGCAGUUGAAGGCACAGUUGAAGGAGGCCCGUUUCGGCCAGCAGGCCCAUCAGCUGGACCUGUCCUGGAAGAGCCAAGCGGAGCAGCACCUGGCGUCGCUCUCCGCGGCGGAGCAGCGCUGCGAGGCGUCGCAGCAGAAGACCCUCCUGGCGCAGCGCCAUGCGGCGGAGGUGGAGCGGCAGAGGAAGGAGCUGGCGCGCAACGUGGGGGUGCAGGCCAGACAGCGACUCACCGAGGAGCUGGAACAAGCCCUGUCCGAGAAGGCGGCGCUGGAGAAACGCUUGAAGAAGGCCCAGCGCAGCUUCGCAGAGGAGCAGCGCCUCCGCAGCAGCCUGAUGCAGGAGAUGGAGAUCUCAGCCGCGGAGCUGAAGACCUUCAAAGACGAGGCCUCGGAGCUCUCCCGAAGCCGCGGAGCUCUCCUGCAAAAGCAGCGACGCUUGGCAAAGAGCGAAGCUGGACAAUUUGAAUCCUUUCAAGCACAGUUGAACCAGGCUGAGCAAGAACGACGUGUCCUGCAAGUGGAGCUGGCAAAGUCCCAGCGCCUGCGUUCGGAAGAGCAAAAGCGACGUCAAGCAGCCCUGGCAGAGAGAGAUCGAACGCAACACGAGCUGCAGCAGUUGGUGCAAAGUUUACGGCAGGGCCAGAUCCAUCCGGCGAAACGACGUGCGGCUAGCCCUCUGCCGUCGCCAAAGGCGCAAAACGUUGAGAUCCUUCAGGCCGCGAAUGGAACCAGUGCGGAGGCCAGGGAGCGAUUGCUGCAGAUGAUCGAGCUGGCGAAGGAACGCACCAUGCAGCGACGACACCUGAGCGACGCUGCGGAAGAAGUACGAGAGCAGGCUCGAGCACUGGAGGAACUAUUGACGAAAGAAUUUCUCAUCAAUUCAGAAAGAACCGAAUUAGUUUAAAA
Messenger RNA from Cladocopium goreaui, 1782 nucleotides. The record is from the annotation of a GenBank genome assembly. NCBI's taxonomy places the organism in Eukaryota, Dinophyceae, Suessiales, Symbiodiniaceae.